CCAUCUCUGGAUCUCAGCAGGACUUCUCGGGACUCCUUCAAGACCCACUGGUGUGCCCCUGCUGUACUCUGUCCUGCCCCCUGUGGAGAUGAUGUGGAACCUGUUUGUGUCUUGGACCUUCCUGCUGGUGGCUUCUGGUCCGCUGUUGGCCCAUCCCCUCACAGAGUCUGCGGAGAUGCCCUACUCAGGACCUGUGUCGGUGGAGGAUAGAGGGGCUGGUAGUCCAGACGAGCUGUCCUACUCAGAGCAGAUGUACCUUCCCCAGAUGGCUCCUGGUCUCAGAUACGCCUCCCUCUUAUCUGGAGAGAUCAACAGAGAUGGUCUUAGAACAACUGGACUUCUUCCAAGGCAGAUGCAAAGAGAUGUCCUCUUGGAGAAAUCCAACCAUUUAAGUCCUUUCAGUCGCUUCCUGGGGAUUCGAAAACAGUUCAAGAAGAGGGGAGGAAACUCUGAGUGCUUCUGGAAGUACUGUGUUUAACAGUCAAAACAGACCAGUACUAAUAGACAGGACUUGCACUAUUAAAUUAUCCCUUUCACACACACAGACAGAUAAAGACAAAAGGCACUCACACUGUACAAAGGCAGUAAUGGUACUGUACAGAUUAUAUAUUGAAGAAGAUAAUAAAAAAUGCUGCAGAAUGAGGACUACAGUAUUUUUUUUAGAUCCA
Molecule: messenger RNA, 668 nt
Organism: Hypomesus transpacificus
Lineage: Eukaryota; Metazoa; Chordata; Actinopteri; Osmeriformes; Osmeridae
Product: urotensin-2-like
Exons: 4
Coding region: 89-478 (129 amino acids)
Biological process (GO): regulation of blood pressure; blood vessel diameter maintenance
Cellular component (GO): extracellular region
Molecular function (GO): hormone activity
Source: RefSeq, a predicted model, not a curated record